CUUAGUGUCCUUACAAAGCACCUGGUCACACAUACACAGAAGGAAGUAAUCGAUUUGUGUCCUCCCCAGUCUGCUAACAAAGAUAACCAAGUGAUCCUCCUAAUCACUUGCUCCAGCAAAAUGCAAAAGUGAAACCCCUUCUGCGUUCUUAUCACCAAAUCCAAUCCUACAAUAUGGAUUAUGGAAUCUCUACCAAGGAUAUCUGUAAACAAAGCUUGGGCUCUCUUUUCGUUUGGUGAUAACCGUACCAUAGAGCUAGCAGCUGGUUCAAACAGAAGGGGUGAAUUUGUUAAAAUUCAAGAGAAAAGAAAGGAAGGGAACAGAUACAUCUUAAUCCCCUCAGGACCUAAGAAUACUGAUUUGAUUCUGUUCUUUAAGGCUGUGUCUUCUUUCACUGAUAAGGUCGCCAAGGAUGCUAUAACUAAAACUCUUGAGAUUGCUCCUGCAACUACUACAAUUGCUCAAACUUCAGUGCAAACUCAGACGACAACUGAGCACCACUCACUGAGUCCUCCCCAAUUGGAUACAUUGGGAGUUGUAACACAUGGGUUACAAUUAGAAAAAUAUCACUUUGAUAGUGCAGAACAUAACGGGUUGAUUGAGGCUGAUUUGCGAAUCGAAGGUAUUGACAAAGACACCACCUCUCUUGAAUGUGAGAGCCAUUUGGAUGCCACCCAGGGGGAAACUGUCCCAGCUCUCUUCCCUCCCCUGCCUAGUAGUACAAUGUCCCCUUUUGCUCCACCGUUCAUACCUGUGUUGAAAAAUACCUUUGCAGCACUUUUCUCUAAAGGACAUGGAGUUGAGAACAAAGAUAAAGAACUUCUGGACCCUUUCUCAAAGAUAAAUGACAUGAGCCUAGUUCAUAGUUUAAAUGCAGUGGAAGACCUUAUAGAGGAAAGGGAUGGACCUAUACUCUAUACUCACUCAGACGGAGAGGAUAAAGUAUUCAUAGACUCCAAGCUUAGGCCUUUGCAAGUUGACUUCUCAAGAUGCUUCAAACAACCCUUAAGCCUACGCAAGGAACUUAGGGGCACCAGAACAUUUUCACCUUCACAAAUAGUUACUAGAAGCAAAGCAAAAAUUCUGGAAGAAGGUAAGAAAAUAACUCCAUUGCUAUGGGAGGAGUCAGAGUCCCAAGAUUCGUUCGAAGAGGAAGUCAUCAAAUGCUUCAAACUUUGCUGCCCAAACAAAAAAGAGGUGUGUUCCAAGAUAGCCAACAAACCUUUGACAAAAAGUCAAAAGAAGAAAGCAAAGAGUAUGGCUACAGAUAUUGAGGAUGACGAGGAUGAUUUUCUCCAUUGAUUAUAUGUUGAUUUGGAGCAGCAGUUUUGGUGACUCAGUUUUGGCUAUUUUGGGCUAAUAACAGUUUCAUACAUCC
This is a messenger RNA of Cuscuta campestris, 1378 nucleotides long. The record is from the annotation of a GenBank genome assembly. Lineage: Eukaryota; Viridiplantae; Streptophyta; Magnoliopsida; Solanales; Convolvulaceae.